GGUCCGGUCUCGCUCCGGUACCGGUUCCGCUCCCCGCCAUGAGCAACAAUCAGUUCAACAAGGGUCCGUCCUAUGGCCUCUCCGCCGAGGUCAAGAACCGGCUCGCCCAGAAGUACGACCCCCAGAAGGAGGCUGAGCUGCGGACGUGGAUCGAGAGCGUGACAGGGCAGCAGAUCGGACCUGACUUCCAGAAGGGGCUGAAGGAUGGAGUCAUCCUCUGCGAGCUGAUGAACAAGCUGCAGCCCAACUCGGUGAGGAAGAUCAACCGCUCGGCACAGAACUGGCACCAGCUCGAGAACCUCUCCAACUUCAUCAAGGCCAUGGCCAGCUACGGCAUGAACCCUGUGGACCUCUUCGAAGCCAACGACCUCUUUGAAAGUGGCAACCUGACGCAGGUGCAGGUGUCACUGCUGGCACUGGCGGGCAUGGUGAGCAGCAGGCACCAGCCUCUUGGCUGGAUUUCUGGGCUGGGGCAGUGCCCAUGGGAGCCCAGAGCUCCUCCUGCCCGGGGAGUGGGACCUCCACUCUCCCUCACCACUCCUCUCUGGCAGGCCAAGACGAAAGGGCUGCAGAGCAGUGUGGACAUCGGCGUGAAGUACUCAGAGAAGCAGCAGAGGAACUUCGAUGAGGCCAAGAUGAAGGCUGGGCAGUGUGUGAUCGGGCUGCAGAUGGGCACAAACAAAUGUGCCAGCCAGUCUGGCAUGACAGCCUACGGCACCAGGAGGCACCUCUACGACCCCAAGAACCAGAUCCUGCCACCCAUGGACCACUCCACCAUCAGCCUCCAGAUGGGCACCAACAAGUGUGCCAGCCAGGUGGGCAUGACAGCUCCUGGCACCAGGAGGCACAUCUACGACUCCAAGACGGGCACGGAGAAGUGCGACAACUUCUCCCUGUCGCUGCAGAUGGGCUCCAACCUGGGCGCCAGCCAGAGCGGGCAAGUCUUCGGCCUCGGCCGCCAGAUCUACGACCCCAAAUACUGCCCGCAGGGCAGCCAGGGCGAGGCUGCCAACGCUGCCUGCGGCCAGAGCGGGGACGCCGCUGGGUACCACUGCUACCGGGAGGAGGAGGAGAGCUACUGAGCAGGGCAGCCCCCGGCGCCGCCUCGCACCCCCCUCGGCAGCCGCGUCCCAGCCGCCAGCUCCAUCAGGAUCUUUCUUUUGGAGGCCUCUUAGGGUUUGGAAGUCUUUUAGGAAGGGGAAGAUUUGGA
Pogoniulus pusillus (Red-fronted tinkerbird) is the source of this 1210-nucleotide messenger RNA. It is a transcript of the gene CNN2, whose product is annotated as calponin 2. The record is from RefSeq and is a predicted model, not a curated record. Lineage: Eukaryota; Metazoa; Chordata; Aves; Piciformes; Lybiidae. Gene Ontology annotation, molecular function: actin filament binding. Gene Ontology annotation, cellular component: actin cytoskeleton; focal adhesion. Bases 39 to 1082 code for a protein of 347 amino acids. The transcript has 6 exons. Gene Ontology annotation, biological process: actomyosin structure organization; actin filament organization.